Cyprinodon tularosa is the source of this 2377-nucleotide messenger RNA. It is a transcript of the gene rbm44, whose product is annotated as RNA binding motif protein 44. Lineage: Eukaryota; Metazoa; Chordata; Actinopteri; Cyprinodontiformes; Cyprinodontidae. The transcript is spliced from 17 exons. The record is from RefSeq and is a predicted model, not a curated record. The coding region runs from base 1 to 2370 and encodes 789 amino acids.
AUGACGCAGCAGGCGGCGCCUAGAGAGUUCCAGAUGCUGAAGUCUUGGAGCUCAAAGGACAGACGGGAUCAGAACCAAGCAGACGAAGGAAGGCAGGAUAAUCCAGAAGGUGAAGCCAAAGACGAUGUCGAAGACAUGUUCGGUAGUCAGAGCCAGGAGGUUAGAGAUCCAAAGAGAGGCCGAAAGGAAAUCCAGAACAGAGUCAGGAAACAGUUCCAGGUUCGAUUCCAGAAAUCCAGAAGAAGUCUGAAGACAGACCGGGGUGUGGUUACUGUCCGCUCCCCUGGCUGUGAGUGUGCCGGUGUGGCCAAUGGAGCUAUCCGCUCCCAGAUCAGUUCCUGCUGGCAGCGACAGCGGCGCCAUGUUUCCUCCACCGCCGCCCGGGCUACAGACGACGUGAAGCAGUUUUUGUCUCGGUUCAGGUCUCUGUUUGAGCUGGUGGAAGCUAGGGGCGGUCUGGCCUUAACGGACACCGCGAUGCUGGAAUGGUACCUCAGCCUGGCGCCAGAGGACCGGAGGAUCAUUCUAGGUGAAGGAGGCCUCCAAUUCUUCCUGCAGAAUCAUCCCAACCUGGAGGUGUUGGAGGAUUAUGUUUAUUUGAAGUAUCGUCUGCAGCAAAGUGAGACGAAGGUGUUUCCAGGUGACUUUCAGAACGGAGCGAAUCGAUCACAGCUACAGCUGCCUGAGGGCGUCCACAGUGACCCUGCCGUCCACCUGACCGGCCACAGCGACCCGCUCACACAGAACCAGAGCAGACUGAACAGCGGCACAGCAGCGACGCCUUUAGUCAUGGAGUCCGACCAAAGCAGACAGAGAGGAGAGUCCAGUUAUUGGAUCCACGACCCGGUAGCACACCACCAAAGUUAUGCUUCUACACUUCAGACACGGGCGGAGCUCCAGCCUCCUCCUCCUCCUGCCGGCUCUACAGGAGGAGACCUGAGGAGAGAAUGGGAGAAAUCUCACAGCCUCAUUAAUGAUGACAGGAGCAUCCUGAUGUGCUUGACCAGUGAAAACUUGUCGAUGCCAGAUGAUAAGGCUCCAGUUCAGCCAGUUUAUGACAACAGCUGCAACCCCCCCGGCGUAAAGAGGACUGCCGCUGCUUCCUGUUGUGAUGCAGGACUGGACUCCAAGCCGAAGAGCUUCACAUCGAUCAGCACUCAGACCGAAGCUCCAAGCUCAGCGGAGAAGAGCGUCAUGACUGUGGUUCUUAUGUCUGAUCUGGACUGUCUCUCUGAGGAGUUAAAAAGACUCCAGAUGCCUGAAGAAUGCAAUGAGACAGAGAAAAAGAGACAAAGAGCCAAAGACCUGCCUGCAGAAACAAAGAACAUCCUGCAGAAACUGGAGAGGGACUAUAAGCUGCUGCAGCAGCAGCUCCUAAUGGGGGUUCCUUUGGAGCAGCUAAGUCCUCUGUGUGUGGACCCUAAGGUCACCCCCCCUGGAGCAGGUUCCUCCCCUCCACAGGUCAUUGGUGACGCAGGCGAAAAUCCUCCUUGCCUGAGCACCGGCCAGGAGGUGCAGAGGCCUGGGGAGAGUGGAUGCCAUGAGGAGAGAAAGAGCUUCCAGCUUCAGGAUGCCGUCUCUGACUUCAGUCUCAUCCUUGUCGCUCUCACGGUCCUCUUCAUCCCGCAGCAGCCCAGCCUUCCGAAACCCGCCGCCUCUGAGGAGCCCAGCACCGAUGAGAUUUGGUUCGACGCUAAAGAGGAGCUGAAUCUCCAAGAAUUGGCAGCAGAGAUCGGUCCGAAUUCAAACAUGGCCGACAACCAAAAUGCAGAGUCAGCUGAUGAUGAGAGCAGCAGCUCGAGGCUCUGCAUGUCCAACCUGCCUGGCAACACCGCAGAGACGGAUCAGAAGCAGAAAUUCCAUCCAUCAGAUGUCAGCAUUUCCACUCUAAAGAACAAAGCGAGAGACGCCAUGGUGGAUGCAUCAGAGGCAGCUGCAGGCCGGGAGCUCAGCGGUCAUCAAAUCCAGAACUAUACCAUCAGCAUCAGUCAUGACAGCGGAGCCAUCGAUGUAAACCAAUCAUCCAGCUCCGUUUCCAAGCACGACGCCAUUGAAGCUUCGCCCUCUGAGAACGAGCCGAUCGACUCGCCGCUCCUCUGCUCCGGCACGCAAAGAUGGAGGGUUGUGUCCAACUCGCUCACUGGAAGGAAAACCUACGUGCCUCUGCACUUCGGCACCAUGGACAGCCUGAGAAUCCUGAUGGGCGAGCUGACGAGGAUGCAUCCAGAUGUUGGCCGGCAGGGCGUUAUGGACGCUCUGAUGGAGCUGAAGACACGACACGGGGGGGCCCUUGGCAGCCUUCCCCUCAGCACCAUCAGAGAUAUGACCUCUGACCUGCUGACCAAAUCAGCUCCUGCCACCCAGACAUGAGGAGGAA